Messenger RNA from Larimichthys crocea (large yellow croaker), 1665 nucleotides. RefSeq names its product katanin p60 subunit A-like 1 (gene katnal1). Lineage: Eukaryota; Metazoa; Chordata; Actinopteri; Sciaenidae. The record is from RefSeq and is a predicted model, not a curated record. Gene Ontology annotation, molecular function: microtubule severing ATPase activity; ATP binding; ATP hydrolysis activity. Bases 132 to 1631 code for a protein of 499 amino acids. The transcript has 12 exons. Gene Ontology annotation, cellular component: microtubule cytoskeleton. Gene Ontology annotation, biological process: microtubule severing.
UCGAUCACGUAGUGGGGUUGUCAUUUUUCCCCUUGCCCGUGAACGCAGCGCGGUCUGUAUGCUUCACGCGGCGUCUCUCCGCGGCCAUGGUAACACUUUCCUCCAACCUGUGAUUCAAAACAAGCGCUUUAAUGCGGCUGUUAUUCAGCAUGAAUCUGGCAGAGAUAUGUGACAACGCCAAGAAGGGUCGUGAGUACGCUCUGCUGGGGAACUAUGACUCCUCUGUGGUGUACUACCAGGGCGUCAUCCAGCAGAUCCACAGACACUGCCAGUCCCUCAGAGACCCCGCACUCAAAGUCAAAUGGCAACAGGUCAGGCAGGAGCUGACCGAGGAGUACGAGCAGGUGAAGGGCAUCAUGGGCACGCUCGAGAGUUUCAAGUCAGAGAAGCCAGCUGACGUCCUCGCCCCUCAGUCCGAGGAGAGACCCGAGGAUCCAGCAGUUUGGCCCCCUCCCACCCCUGCAGAGCACAGGAAUCCCGUCGCAGUGAAGCGCCCCAGCAGUGCGGUGAAGCAGCAGAGGAAGGAGUCGCCCGGGCUGCAGCAUCGAGGGGCAGGGCCAGGAGGCCGUGGUCAGGCCAACCCUAAACCAGACCGUCCAGGAUUCAAAGACGCCCGAGGCACGAAGGCCAAAGACGAUAAGGGAAAGAAGGCGGCCGGAGACACACCAGGGGACGUAGAGCAGAAGAAGUUUGACGGCACAGGAUACGACAGCGACCUGGUGGACUCACUAGAGAGAGACAUCGUGUCUCGUAACCCUAACGUACACUGGGAUGACAUUGCUGAUCUGGAAGAUGCAAAGAAGCUGCUGAGAGAAGCAGUAGUUCUGCCCAUGUGGAUGCCUGACUUCUUUAAGGGCAUUCGUCGUCCCUGGAAGGGCGUGUUAAUGGUCGGCCCUCCUGGGACAGGAAAGACCAUGUUAGCCAAAGCUGUGGCCACAGAGUGCGGGACUACUUUCUUCAACGUGUCCUCCUCCACCCUCACGUCCAAAUACAGGGGCGAGUCAGAGAAACUAGUCCGUCUGUUGUUCGAAAUGGCUCGGUUUUAUGCACCAACAACCAUCUUCAUCGACGAGAUCGACUCCAUCUGUGGCAGAAGAGGAACAUCUGAUGAACACGAAGCCAGCCGCAGGGUCAAAUCAGAACUUCUGGUUCAGAUGGACGGUGUGGGGGGAGCUAUGGAGAACGACGACCCCUCUAAGAUGGUGAUGGUCCUCGCCGCCACCAACUUCCCCUGGGACAUCGACGAGGCGUUGCGACGGCGGCUGGAGAAGCGGAUCUACAUCGCGCUGCCCACAGCCGUGGGUCGUGUUGAGCUUCUGAAGAUCAACCUGAGGGAGGUGGAGGUGGCUCCUGAUGUGGACCUGGACCUCAUCGCAGAGAAAAUAGAAGGUUACUCUGGAGCUGACAUCACCAACGUCUGCAGAGACGCCUCCAUGAUGGCAAUGCGUCGUCGAAUCCAAGGCCUGAGCCCGGAGGAGAUCCGAGCCCUGUCCAAGGACGAGCUGCAGAUGCCCGUGACCAUGGAGGACUUCACCCUCACGCUCAAGAAGAUCUCCAAGUCCGUCUCCGCCGCCGACCUGGAAAAAUACGAAGGAUGGAUGUCUGAGUUCGGUGUUCAGUCUGUGAAGUGAAGACGACGUACGUGCCAAAAAACUGCAGUUCCUC